AUGAUGCUGGCCACAAAUGUGUCCGCCCUGGGCGAAGGCACGCUCCCCUUGUCUGAGCUACAAAUGUUUCACAGUGAGAAAUUCCUAUUGAAUUUAACCCAAGUGCUAAACAUAUCGGCGGACAAUUUGACCAGCCUGCUGCAAGAACUGGAGCCACAUGAUCUGCUGGAGCAGUCGCCGCGUCCGAUGGCCACCCAUAUGGGCUUGCUGGCCACGCUGAGCGUCGGCUAUGCCCUCAUCUUUGUGGCCGGCGUGCUGGGCAAUCUAAUAACCUGCAUUGUCAUUUCGAGGAACAAUUUUAUGCACACGGCGACCAAUUUCUAUUUAUUCAAUUUGGCCAUAUCGGAUCUAAUAUUGUUGUGCUCGGGCAUGCCCCAGGAUCUGUACAACUUAUGGCAUCCAAACAAUUAUCCCUUCUCAGACGGCAUUUGCAUACUGGAGAGCGUGCUGUCCGAGACGGCGGCAAAUGCCACCGUUCUGACCAUCACCUCGUUCACCGUGGAGCGCUACAUUGCCAUUUGCCAUCCAUUCAGGCAGCACACCAUGUCCAAGUUGUCGCGUGCCAUAAAGUUCAUCUUUGCCAUUUGGAUAGCCGCCCUGUUGCUCGCCUUGCCCCAGGCCAUACAAUUCUCCGUGGUAACCCAGGGCGCUGGCUCAUCAUGUACGAUGAAUAAUGACUUCUUUGCACAUGUAUUCGCCGUAUCCGGCUUUCUAUUCUUUGGCGGCCCGAUGACGGCCAUCUGUGUGCUCUACGUGCUUAUUGGGAUCAAGCUGAAGCGGAGCCGUCUGCUGCAGGCGCUGCCGCGUCGCAGCUACGACGUUAAUCGCGGCAUCAGCGCCCAGACGCGCGUCAUACGGAUGUUGGUCGCUGUGGCAGUUGCCUUCUUCAUAUGCUGGGCGCCAUUUCAUGCUCAGCGCCUGAUGGCAGUCUACGGCUCCACGUUCGGCAUUGAGUCGCAGUGGUUCAACGAUGUCUUCAAUAUAUUGAACUAUACAUCGGGUGUGCUCUACUUUCUGUCCACCUGCAUCAAUCCGUUGCUGUAUAACAUUAUGAGCCACAAGUUUCGUGAGGCCUUUAAGGUCACUUUGGCCCGUCAAUUUCGUCUCUCGGGCAAGCAUCAGGGUCAGGGCCUGCCGCACAACUACAGCGCGCUGCGACGCAACCAGACGGGCUCUCUGCGUCUGCAUACGGAUAGUGUGCGCACCACUACGACGCUAACUACGUUGAAUGGCAGCAGCAAUGGGGCCGCAGUUGGCGGCUGUCGCAGCUCUCAGCGCUUGCAGCGCGGCUCGCUGAGCAGCUCGCAUGCCACAUUGCUGAGCACGCAGAGUCGCAGCAGACAGGAUCUGUUUGCGGCACGCCCACAUCGAACGCUGCAAACACAAAUUUCCCAACUGUCCUCAGUGGGCGAUGCCCACUCGCUGCUCGAGGCGGAGCUGCAGUGGCCCGAGGAGCACUACGAGCUGGCGGCACGGCACAAGUGUCCGCAUGCAGCGAUGGGCGCCAUCGAUGAGCUCAGUUGUCAAUCGAGUGUGGUGGGCGGCGCCGCAGCGGCGGGUCUAUCCCUGGCAAAGUCAACGAGCAGUGGCAAAGUGCGCAAGGCAAAGGCUAAACGCUCAAAUACGCUCAAGGGUCUCCGGGCCAAAUUGAAUUGGCGUGGCAGGCACAAGGAGAGCGCCAACGACAGCGCUGAUGGGCAACAAAUGCCGCAGUCAAGUGUGGCAUCAACGCCAAGUGGCGUUUACUGA
Messenger RNA from Drosophila novamexicana, 1749 nucleotides. It is a transcript of the gene PK2-R2, whose product is annotated as pyrokinin-1 receptor. The coding region runs from base 1 to 1749 and encodes 582 amino acids. Gene Ontology annotation, molecular function: neuropeptide receptor activity. Lineage: Eukaryota; Metazoa; Arthropoda; Insecta; Diptera; Drosophilidae. The record is from RefSeq and is a predicted model, not a curated record. Gene Ontology annotation, cellular component: plasma membrane. Gene Ontology annotation, biological process: neuropeptide signaling pathway. The transcript has 9 exons.